CCCGUGUUACUGGGUAGAACAAAACAAAAACAAACAGAGCGAGAGGGGCCAGAGGCGCUCUGAGGCGGCUGCGGCGGAGGCUGAGGAGCAGAGUCCUGUGGGUCGGAGACCCGGGCGAGCGUCGGUGGCGGCGGCGGCGGCGGCGAGGCGGGGGCGGCCGGAGGAGAUUUUAAAGGAGGACUUCCAUUUCAUAAUUUUUGUAUAAUCAGUGCAAGUGAAAUUAAGGAAAAAUGGAUGUAGAAAAUGAGCAGAUCCUGAAUAUAAAUCCUGCUGAUCCUGAUAAUUUAAGCGACUCUCUCUUUUCUGGUGAUGAAGAAAAUGCUGGCACUGAGGAAAUAAAGAAUGAAAUAAAUGGAAAUUGGAUUUCCGCAUCUUCUAUUAAUGAAGCUAGAAUUAAUGCUAAGGCAAAACGACGGCUACGGAAAAACUCAUCGCGGGACUCGGGCAGAGGCGAUUCAGUCAGUGAUAAUGGAAGUGAAGCAAUCAGAAGCGGAGUAACUGUGCCCACCAGUCCAAAAGGAAGGUUGCUAGAUAGGCGUUCCAGAUCUGGGAAAGGAAGGGGGCUGCCAAAGAAAGGUGGUGCAGGAGGCAAGGGUGUCUGGGGCACACCUGGUCAGGUGUAUGAUGUGGAGGAGGUGGAUGUGAGAGACCCGAACUACGAUGAUGACCAGGAGAACUGCGUUUAUGAAACUGUGGUUUUGCCUCUGGAUGAGACUGCGUUUGAGAAGACGUUGACACCGAUCAUACAGGAAUACUUUGAGCAUGGAGACACGAAUGAAGUCGCGGAAAUGUUAAGAGAUUUAAACCUUGGUGAAAUGAAAAGUGGAGUGCCGGUGUUGGCAGUGUCCUUAGCAUUGGAGGGGAAGGCCAGUCAUCGAGAAAUGACAUCGAAGCUACUUUCUGACCUUUGUGGUACAGUAAUGAGCACAAAUGAUGUGGAGAAGUCAUUUGAUAAGUUGUUGAAGGAUCUGCCUGAAUUAGCAUUGGACACUCCUAGAGCACCACAGUUGGUGGGCCAGUUCAUUGCCAGAGCUGUUGGAGAUGGAAUUUUAUGUAAUACCUAUAUUGAUAGUUACAAAGGAACUGUAGAUUGUGUACAGGCUAGAGCUGCUUUGGAUAAAGCUACUGUGCUUCUGAGUAUGUCUAAAGGUGGAAAGCGCAAAGACAGCCUGUGGGGAUCUGGAGGCGGGCAGCAGUCUGUCAAUCACCUUGUUAAAGAGAUUGAUAUGCUACUUAAAGAGUACUUACUCUCUGGAGACAUCUCUGAAGCUGAACACUGCCUUAAGGAACUGGAAGUACCUCAUUUUCACCACGAGCUUGUGUAUGAAGCCAUUGUAAUGGUUUUAGAGUCAACUAGAGAAAGUGCAUUCAAGAUGAUCUUAGAUUUAUUACAAUCCUUGUGGAAGUCUUCUACCAUUACCAUAGACCAAAUGAAAAGAGGUUAUGAGAGAAUUUACAAUGAAAUUCCAGAUAUCAAUCUGGAUGUUCCACACUCAUACUCUGUGCUGGAGAGAUUUGUGGAGGAAUGUUUUCAGGCUGGAAUCAUUUCCAAACAAGUCCGAGAUCUUUGUCCAUCAAGGGGAAGAAAGCGUUUUGUAAGUGAAGGAGAUGGAGGUCGUCUUAAACCAGAGAGCUACUGAAGGCAGAGCUCUUACAGUCUUAGCUGGGAUAGCGGCAGAUCUGAACUGGACAGUAGAUGAUAUAAGGAGUAGGCCAGGAAAGCAACUCUUCUCUAAAUGGAGUGUGAGGUAAGUAUACCAUGCAAUUUCCUUAGAAUGCACAGCCCCAAAUACAUUUUUCCUUUCUAUUUAGGCCCGAAACUUAAUACUCAAGUCUUUUUCUUCAAUGUUGGGUGGAAGACUGAUAGCAGUGCAUAUCCCUAAUUAAAUCAAUAUAGCUACUGAGCACCCUCGUAUCUCCAUUAAAAACAUCACAAUGAAAAUCCCGUGCCUGCAUCAGAUCUGACAUGCCACUGAAAAGGAUGGGCAUUACUGAUUGAGAAAAGUAAAGCACAGUAACUAGUUUCCUACAUACAAGCAAGAUGCUGCCUAUCAUGGUAGGUUAAGUUUUAGCUGUUUACAGAAAGAGCAACUCUAGCUUUGUAUAAUUAAAUCACUACUCUUUGUUUUCCUUUGGUUUUUACCUCUUACACAUCCAAAAUACAAGAGGAAAACAAUGAUACUUGGUGUUCAUCUGUUUGACUGAGCCAUUGUUAGUGGAAAGGGUGUGGGGCUAAAGGACUGGCAAAGAAUGUGUUGACACUGGUGAGGGUAACAUCAGUGCCCUCGUUUGCUUAGGCGGUUUCUGCUUUAGUAGGACUGAUUCUUGUUCUAGGCCCCUUAGGCCUUGACAGGAGAGAAACAGGAAGGGAAGGGCUAAAAUAAGCAAGGUGGAGAUCUAAUGGCUAGCGUUGGCCAGGAUAUGCACUUUGGAUAAUUGCCCUGGGAGUCUAGAGUAAGAAGGAACAUUCUUUUCUUUCUUUUUUCUCAUAGCAGUCUGCUACUCGCCAAACACAAGUGUUUUGUAGGGUGUAGUGAUUUCUAAGGAGUUGUGGCUACUUCUAAGCAGAGUAUCAAUGCAGAUGGGAUACAAAACCAGAGAUGGAUGGAUCAAAAAAGAAAAACAUAUAUUACUGAAAUGUGUAUUGGAAAACUGCCAUGAGGGCCUACCAUAUGCCAGACAGUGUUCAUCAGUGAACAAAAAAAUCUUUUGCCUUUUGGAGCCUACAGCUAGGGAUAAGGGAAGAGAAACAACAGAAAGUAGCUUAGUACAGAUAGAAGUUUAAAUUGAAUGCUGGAAGACGGUAAUCCAAUUGUAAUAGGAAAAUCAUUAGGAUGACACUUUAAGCAAAGACUGUUUUUAUAUGUGUAAGUUUAUGUGCUACACUUUGGAAAUGUGGACAAAUCAAAAAGCCUGUUAACUUCCACAGCGAAAGAAGGCUUAUGGAAAUGAGCACCCUCUUUCAAUUUUUUUUUUACAGAGCUACUUUGCUUUAUCUACUAAAACCAAGUAUUUGACCUCAGAGCUAUCAUACUUAUGAAACUACAGCAGAUGUUUAUGAGUCGGGAUGGCCACUCAGCAUUGCAUUAAAAAUGACAUUGACGAGCAACAUGUUCAGCAAUACUGAGCCCACUUGUUCACCAACUGGCCAAGAGAUAAAUUAUGGGUUAUGCACAGACUAGAAUGCUAUCUCAGACUAAAAAUGACCCAGAUUGUGAUGGCAUAUUAAGACAAAUAUUAAAAUGAAGAAGUAGAUGUAUUCUUACCAUAUUGGAACCCAUAUAUAUAGCAAGACAGGGUUUCCUUGUAGCGUUGGAGCCUUCCUGAAACUCGAUCUGUAGACCAGGAUGGCCUUGAACUCUAUUUGCCUGUCUCUGCUUCCUGAGUGCUGGCAUUAAAGGUGUGGGCUGUCACCACCUGGCAUGUUUAACACUGCUAAGUGCAGUGUCACUAUACUAUUGUUUGUCUUCAGACAGGGUAACUGGAAAAUACUGUGCUGUUUCCUUCCCUUUUUAAAGUUUGUAAUCUCUCUUGGAGAACAUAGUUCUGAUGGGCAGUGUACUUUAAGAUCCUGAGAAGUCAAUGCAAACCUACCAAGUAAUGGAUGUCUAAAAUGAAUGCAAAAGAACUCAAAAGAAAAAUGUUUGUCAUACGAUAUUUUACUGUUUUUGGAGCACUGAAAGACUUGUCUAAGAAAGAUGCUUUUAAAAUCAGUCAUGUAUUUGGACAAGCUGGAAGAGGAGAUCACUAAAGUGUCUUUUUUACCUUAAGAAUGCACAUUCCCUUCAGAGUCUUACCUGCAAUUCAUCAUGACAUGUUUCUAAAUCAACAAAUAUUUUUCAGUUGUAAUAGUUACAAAGGACAUGAUUUCUACAUACUUAACAUCAAUUUUUAAAACCAAUGUAAAUAGCAAUUUGGUAGUAACAUUUUAAUAAAAAGGAAAAGUUCUUAGAGCUUUUAUAUUAUUCAUUUUAAUCCCUAGAUCUCUUUAUUUUUAACACAAUUUUAAUCUAAUGUAACAUUUUCAUACUUGGUAUGUUACUGAUUGUACUAGCAUAUUAGCUGGUUACAAAAAUUUAAAUAAAUAAAACUUUAAAGUACACAUUGUUAAAAUUAUUGACCACACAUCUGUUACUAAGGACUUUUUUUCUCAGUAAGUUUACAUAUGCUUGGCCGAGAAUUUAUUGGAAUCUGACUUUUCAUUUAUAUAGGCAUAAGUACUGAGAUAGAAAUGGCAAAAAUUUUUGUUUGAACUUGUUAUAUAUUUGAAAGUCAUAGUGACCUAUUAAUAACAAAUUAGUAAAUUAAUUUUUCCUCACUGUGUAUGCUAGGCUAGCAUUUCACUACUGAGCUGCAUCCUUAGUACCUACACUUCCUUGUGUAGUUUUGGAAGUUGAGCACUGAGCAUUUCCUUUUGUGAAAGCUCAGCAUUCCCUAAGAAUCCCAAGUCCUUAGUCUUGAAAUGCGCUUUAUUUACUGUCUGUGGUACGCAAGAGAUUUUGGUCCUUGAAGUAUUUCAUUGCAGUAAAAUUCUACACUGGCUAGGAGAAUGCCUUUUUCUUUUUCUUUUCUGUUAUGUGAUUGUGAAGGGAGGGGUAGGUACAGGAAAUGAGACUAAGCAUGGUUAACUAUUGGCUCCUUUUUUUUCAGGAAAUUAAGCCUUAGAGACUUCACAUGGAAGUUAAUGGUCUACAAGUUCACUAUUCUUAUCCUUGCUUGCCUUCAUUCUGCCCUGAUUGUCUUUAGGUGUCUUGAAGCAUAUGUGUAACCUCACAUAAAUACUACUCAUUUGUAAAAUCACAUUAUGUUGUACUUAGAAAUAUUAAUAGAUUUUCUGAGAGAAUUUUAUAGUUAACUAAAAUUUGAGAUGCUCUAUGAAGGAAAAGUUAUUUUCCUUUUUAACAUCAAAACUUUCUUGAAACUUAAAUGUAAUAAAGUAUGUAAUGAAUUUGCAGCAGGAGAACUGAAAAUGUAUUAUUUGCCAAACUUAUUUGAUCCUGGACUCCUUUAAAAAUGCUUACAUGGUAUACAGCCUGUAGAUGUGUGGUAAGACACAUGAUAGGCGGAGCACACUCCAAGGAAAACACCAUUAUUUACAAUAUAAUAAAGCUACUUUGAAAU
Molecule: messenger RNA, 5121 nt
Organism: Microtus ochrogaster (prairie vole)
Lineage: Eukaryota; Metazoa; Chordata; Mammalia; Rodentia; Cricetidae
Gene: Pdcd4
Product: programmed cell death 4
Exons: 13
Coding region: 231-1640 (469 amino acids)
Biological process (GO): negative regulation of DNA-templated transcription
Cellular component (GO): cytosol; nucleus
Source: RefSeq, a predicted model, not a curated record